This is a messenger RNA of Botrytis deweyae, 1128 nucleotides long. RefSeq lists its product as uncharacterized. The transcript is spliced from 4 exons. Bases 1 to 1128 code for a protein of 375 amino acids. The record is from RefSeq and is a predicted model, not a curated record. Lineage: Eukaryota; Fungi; Ascomycota; Leotiomycetes; Helotiales; Sclerotiniaceae.
AUGCAUUUUGAGUCUCUUGCUGUGGCGGCUCUGAGCCUUGUUGUUACGGCUGUUGCCCAACGACAGGCAGGCACUAGUAUUUGUGAUUAUUACACUGCUGCUUUGUUUAAGGACAAUACUUCUUACAAUCAAAAGAAAUUAUUGGUCCAUGUGGUCAACAGGGCUCUCAUUGGUAAUAUUGGAGAUCAAUCAGCCUCUAGUGUCAAUGUCCCUGGUAUGCUUACCAAUGGAACUUACAAUGGUAUCAAAGUCAGUCUGUUGCCAUACUUCAACGGUGGACUCGUCUCUACCAAUGGAGGGAACAAACCAUUAUCUGUCAACUUUCUCGAUGGUGGAGGAGCAGAUAGUCUUCGUAAUUACCAGCCUGCCAAUUCCGAUACAACCAAUCAAUAUUCACUCAUGACCCAUCUCUACCAGUACUUCGGUGUAUUACUUUCAUGUUCCAAACAAGGUGGUGCUGAUUUCCCGAGAUAUUCUGGUUCUGCAUCUCAGUAUAAUGUUCAUAAGUUCAUGUAUCUUUCUGACGCUGAAGUCAAUUACUUCAUCGAACAAGUUGCAUUAUCCGCUGCAUCCUUUGGUGUUUCUGACUCGGAUCUUAUGACCAUCGGCUACUCACUCCAAGAAUCAUUUGGAUACCGUUGCCUACCACCAACGACUAUUGUUCCCAAACAAGGACGACAGUUGCAAUCAAUUUGUACCGAUAAUACAUGUCCUCUGGCGCCAAACAAUACUUGUGACUAUUACGAUCAAACGGUCGCCAAGCCUAGUUUAUCUCCUGGCAGAUCACCCGGCACUGGCUCGAGCACUGGUACUAGAACUAAUACCAGUACAGCCACUAGAACUGGCAAUACUACUAUCUCAGGUACUAGAAUCGGUACCAGUAUCAACGGCACAAAUUCGCCAUUGGGUUCGGCAUCUACUACCGUUACGAAUGUCACAAAUCCAUCCUUAGGUCUUGGAUCUGCAACGAUAGCCAAUGGUGUCAAUCCACCCUCAGGUCCUGGGUCUGUAAAUAAUGUUAGUAGUACUGUGGGUGCUGCCAAACCAACUCAAGUCACAGCAGGUGCUGCCACUAUUGGUUUGAGUUUUGCUGCCAUUGCUGGUGGUCUUGCAGCAUACUUCUUAUAG